Messenger RNA from Pieris macdunnoughi, 1257 nucleotides. The record is from the annotation of a GenBank genome assembly. NCBI's taxonomy places the organism in Eukaryota, Metazoa, Arthropoda, Insecta, Lepidoptera, Pieridae.
AUGAUGGACUGUGUAGAAGAAACUAACAAUGAUCCCCUCACAGCACCAAUAUCUUCUCCAUCAUCAGGAGAUUCUACUAUGGAUAAAAAGAAACCCAGUGAAAAUGUGUCCUUAGCUGAUAACAGUUUGCUGGUGGAUAUAUCAGAUGCACUCAGUGAAAAGGAGAAAGUAAAAUUUACUGUACAUACCAAAACAACCCUGCCUGAGUUUCAAAAGUCAGAAUUCUUAGUUGUCCGCCAGCAUGAGGAAUUUGUAUGGCUCCACGACAGAUACGAGGAGAAUGAAGAAUAUGCUGGGUAUAUUAUCCCACCAGCACCACCAAGGCCUGAUUUUGAUGCUUCUCGUGAAAAACUGCAGCGUCUCGGAGAAGGGGAAGGUGCUUUAACAAGAGAAGAAUUCCUGAAGAUGAAAGAAGAGUUGGAGGAUGAAUACUUGGCAACAUUCAAGAAAACAGUGGCAAUGCACGAGGUGUUUCUACAGCGUCUGGCGGCGCACCCAGUGUUUCGUAAGGAUGCCCAUCUUCGCGUAUUUCUAGAAUAUGAGCAAGAUUUGUGCGCAAAACCGCGGGGCAAGAUGGAUCUUAUCGGUGGCCUUGUCCGUUCAAUGACGUCAACGACGGAUGAAAUAUACCUUGGAGCGACUGUUCGUGAUGUCAACGAUUUCUUUGAACAAGAGACUGCUUUUCUACAAGAGUACUAUUCGCAUCUCAAAGAGGCUGUGGCCAGGGUGGACCGGAUGACAGCAAAACACAAGGAAGUAGCAGAUGCUCAUAUAAAGCUGUCAUCUUGUAUCACACAAUUGGCGACUCGAGAGCAGCCUCCCACCGAGAGAUUCCUUACACGCGCCGCUGACACGUUUGACAAGUGCCGGAAAAUCGAAGGUCGUAUGGCAUCAGACCAGGAUCUCAAGUUGGCUGAUACACUCCGAUACUAUAUGAGGGACACCCAUGCCGCUAAAGCAGUGCUCGUUAGACGUCUUAGAUGUCUUGCAGCCUACGAAGCUGCUAAUAGGAAUCUCGAACGCGCCAGAGCUAAGAAUAAAGAUGUUCACGCCGCGGAACAAGCUCAAUCCGAAGCCUGCGCCAAGUUUGAGCAGCUCUCAGCGCGCGCUAGGGAAGAACUCAUCGACUUUAGGACCAGACGUGUUGGGGCUUUUAAAAAGAGCCUUGUAGAACUAGCUGAACUGGAGAUAAAACAUGCUCGUGCGCAGCAGGAACUUUUCAGGAAAUCACUGCAAAUGUUAAAGGAGUGUCAAUAA